This is a messenger RNA of Malaclemys terrapin pileata, 5618 nucleotides long. RefSeq names its product laminin subunit beta 3 (gene LAMB3). Gene Ontology annotation, cellular component: basement membrane. NCBI's taxonomy places the organism in Eukaryota, Metazoa, Chordata, Testudines, Emydidae. The transcript is spliced from 23 exons. Bases 287 to 3811 code for a protein of 1174 amino acids. Gene Ontology annotation, biological process: axon guidance. The record is from RefSeq and is a predicted model, not a curated record.
CUGGAUUAUAUUCGUUUGUUAAAAUGUGUCUACUUGCUGGGUAUUUGGGACCUGAUUUUCAGAGGUGCUGUACACAAACAACUCUCAUUAUAGUCCAUGAGACUGUGGGUUCUUGGCACCUCUGAAAAAGCAAGCUGUUAGGCAUGAAAGCAGAAUCCUAGCAGAGUAACUUGUUCUGUUUAUACCUAUUGGUCACUUUAGAGAAUAAAAUAAAGAUGUAAAGAUACAGCCAGUUACUUCAUCAAAGAGCUUUUUAUCAUUCAUGAGCAGGUGAGUCCUUGGAGGCAUGGAAUCUCCCCCCCGGCCCAUUGUAUGGACAUGCUUCAUUCUCCUGGCAUUGCCACUGCUCCUGGAUGCACAGGGCUCCUGUUCCCACGGUGCCUGCUACCCACCUGCGGGAGACCUGCUGAUAGGACGAAUCCAUCACUUAAAAGCCUCGUCGACAUGUGGCCUUGUGAAGCCCGAGACCUACUGCACAUCAUAUGAGGAAUGGAGGAUGAAAUGCUGCCGAUGUGACUCCCGAGUGCCUCGUACUCACAACAGUCACCGGGUGGAGAACGUACUUUCCUCCAAAGGACACAUGCACUGGUGGCAGUCCCAGAAUGACGUGAACCAAGUCUCCUUGCAGCUGGAUCUCGACAAAAAGUUCCAGCUGAGCAGCAUCAUGCUGGACUUCAGGGCACCUCUGCCUGUAGGGAUGCUGAUCGAGCGCUCCAUCGACUUUGGCGAGACCUGGACCAUCUAUCAGUACCUGGCCUCUGACUGCGCCGCCGCGUUUCCACGGAUCCCCCUAGGCUCCCCCCAGAGCUGGCACGAUGUGCGCUGUCAGGAACUGCGGACCCACCAGGGGCACCCUCUGCACGGGGGGAAGGUCAAAUUCAACCCCCUUGACCUGGCAUCCGGCAUCGCCGCAUCUCGCAGCCAAAGCAUCAGUAACCUGGGAGAGUUCACCAACCUGAGAGUUAACUUCACCCAGCUACCUCGCCUCCCGCAGCAGGGCUACCGCUCACCCAGCGCCUUCUAUGCUGUGACCGAAAUGCAAGUUCAGGGAAGCUGCUUCUGCCAUGGACACGCAGACCGCUGUACUUCCUCCAGGGCCCCGCCCACAGACUCCAGUGCCAUGAUGCAGGUUCAUGGGCACUGUGUGUGUCAGCACAACACCGCCGGCCCACACUGCGAUCGCUGUGCAGCUUUCUACAAUGACCAGCCUUGGAGACCCGCAGAAGACCGCAACCCCAAUGAAUGCCGGAGGUGCAAUUGCAAUGGUCACUCGGAGACGUGCCAUUUUGACCCAGCUGUGUACCAAGCCAGUGGUGGGGUGAGUGGAGGUGUGUGCGACGACUGUCAGCACAACACAGUGGGGAGGAACUGUGAACGCUGCAAGGCCUACUUUUUCCGCAACCAUCGACAAGAUGUCACCCAUCCAGAAGCCUGUCUGCCUUGCGAGUGUGAUCCGGACGGCACGGUGCCUGGGUCCAGCUGUGACCCUCUGAACGGACGCUGCGUUUGCAAGGAGAACGUGCAAGGGGACCGCUGCCAUCUCUGCAAGCCCAGAUUCACCCAGCUCACCAAUGCCAACCCCCUGGGAUGCCACAAAUGUGCCUGCAACAUCCUGGGGACACGCCAGGACGCACCCUGCGACGACGAAACAGGAAGGUGCUUCUGCCUGCCCAACGUGGUGGGAGCCAAUUGCGAUCAGUGCUCUGCCAAUCACUGGAAGAUCGCCAGUGGCCAAGGCUGUCAGCCGUGCAACUGCGACCCUCGCAACGCCUUCAGCCCCCAGUGUAACCAGUUCACAGGGCAGUGUCAGUGCCGGGAAGGCUUUGCGGGGCGUACCUGCUCUGCUGCCCACCUGCGGGUUUGUCCAGAUGGAUCCUACGGUGACAUCAGGACAGGAUGCAGAGAGUGUGACUGCAAUUUCCAGGGCAUGGAGGGGAUGGGAUGUGACAAGACCACAGGCAGCUGUCUCUGCCGCCCUGGCUUUACCGGGCCUCGCUGUGACCAGUGCCAGCGGGGUUACUGCAGCAACUACCCCCACUGCGAGACGUGCCACCCCUGCUUCCAGACCUACGACAGCGACAUUCGCCGGUUCGGCCUGCGCCAAGCCAGCCUGAGAAACUCCACCUCACGACUGCAGCUGGGUAUGGGGGGUGCUGGCUUCAGCACCCGCAUCUUGGAAGCGGAAGGCAAUGUUCAGCAGAUCCAGGGGAUCCUCGGCAACCCACUAGUGACAGAGCAGGGCCUGGGUCAGGUGUCCAGCAUGCUCACAGCAAUCAGACAGCAGGUCCAGGGCAUAAAUCCCAACCUACCCUUUGUGAUUGACACCUUCUCUCUAGCCAAUGAUCUCGAAGACCUGGACAAAAGCCUGCUUUCGAUUAACGGGCAGUACCAGAUUAAGAAGACCCAGUUUGAAGCCAGCCGCCGCACAGACCUUUCAGGAGCCUUCAAGACUGUCAGCUCUGCCUACCAGAGCUCCACCAACGCCAGUUACCGCAUAACGGGCACUUCCAGCCUGCUGACUCGAUCUAGGGAGAACCGGAGAACGACUGAGAGGCUGGAAAGCAGCUUUACAGACCACACCUCCAGGCUGGAGGCCCUCCAGGGCGAGAUGGCCUCCUCCCCCAACUUGACGCCAACUAUAAAUAAGAUUUGCAGUGGUGUCAGAUCCAAGGCCUGCACCCCUGGGCACUGUGACGGGGAGCUGUGUCCGCAGGACAGCACAAUGGAGUGCGGAACAGGCCUCAGCUGCAGAGGGAUCAUUCCGCUGUCACGGGGCGCAAUCAGAACUGCUGAGAAGACCACCAGAGAGCUCCAUGGCUUAAACACUCAGCUCCAGCAGACCAUGCAGAUGAUCAGGGCAGCAGAAACAGCUGCAAACCAAAUCCAAAGCAAUGCACGACGUCUCGGGGACCAAGUAAGUGUAACCAGGACCCAGAUAGAAGGAGACAUCCGACGCAUCCAGCAAUUUAUCCAGCAAGUCCGCAACUUCCUGUCAGACCCAGCCACUGACCCUGCUACCAUCCAGGAGGUCAGCGACUACGUGCUCUCACUCCGCCUCCCAACGGACACUGCUGCGGUCCUGAGGAAAAUGACUGAGAUCCGAAACCUGGCUGCUAAACUGCAGUGUCCUGAGAGCAUCCUCACCCAAACAGCUGGGGAUAUCGCUAAGGCCAAGAGGCUCCAGCAAGAGGCUGAACAGGCAAGGAACCGAGCAAACGCAGUAGAGGGCAACGUGGAAGAAGUGGUGGAGAAUUUGAGACAAGCAAACGCAGUGCUCCAGGAAGCCCAGGAUGCUAUCAGUGGCUCCAGCUAUUCCCUUCAGCUCAUCCAACUCCGCAUUGAUGAGAUCCAGGCUGUCCUUGUUCCAAUGGAGAAGAAUAUGAGAGACAUUACGGAUCAGCUGGACAGCUUCACGGAGAGAAUCCGCCAAUUACGGCACAAGGCGGAGCAGAAUCGGUUGCAGGCCACAGAUGCUCAGCAGAGAGCAAAAGAAGCCAGUGAAGAAGCAAGGAGCGCUCAGCAGGGAUUUGAACAGGUCAAACAAAAAUAUGCUGAGCUGAAGAGGCGGAUGGGACAGAAUUCAAAUCUGGGAGCCCAGGGCAGCAGGAUUCAAAGUAUCGACAUGGAGGCAAAAGCGCUCUUUGAAGAAACCUGGGCUAUGAUGCUCAGGAUGGAAACUAUAGAAAUGGAAAUUCAGAAAAGCAACAAUGCAUUAAUCGUCAAGUCAGCCAGCCUCGCAGGCCUGAAGGAGCAGGUGGAAAAGAUCAACAAUCAUAUCCAUGAACGAAUCACAUACUACACCAGUUGCUAAUCAAUGAGCUGCUGGGGCUCCAUCUCGCCAUGUAAUUGCAUUGUCUGCCUUCUGUUCGAACACUGACUGGGGGACUUAGUCCCAUCUCCUGGCUCGUAGAAGUUUCUUGUUCUCAAGGUCUUUGUCAAUAGACCUACUGUACCUUUAGAAAAUAGCUAGCAUGGAGCCAAAAAGAACAAGGUCCCUUAGGGAGAAUGAAUGUUAUGUAGCCUUGCUAAAGCCACACUGAGUGGCUCUAGGAAAGGGGGAAGAUGGAUCUAAUGUCAGUAACUAAUAAAGCCUUUUGGAAGGAGUUAUUUCUGCAUGAGGUUUGCCAACUUGACAGGGGAUGUUUAUUCAUUUUAGCACCUGGAUUUCACCUUUUGAAUGAAAACCUCAACUCUGGCCUUUUUUAAAAAAAUAACCUUUUCUGGUAUAUUGCAUUUAGUUCUUCAAAGAAAGUCAUAAGAGGGGCAGGAUGAAGGCCACAGCUAAAUAUAAGACCAUUCCCAGGAGUGGUUAACUGAGGUAAACACUAAAAGCCCUAUUUACACAAAUGUAAGAGCAGUGGUGCUCUAAGGUAGCGUUAAAUACCACCCAGAUUGACUUCGUCAGCACCUGCUUAUUUUCAAACAAUACUUUGCAGACAGAAGAGUGUAGGGAACAACUCUGCGCUGGCAGUGGGAAUUUGUCUUGGGAGAUUUAAGAGAGUACUUCCACCUCUAACCAAUCGUCACUUUACAAAAUAAAAGUCAGCUUUAUUAAGCACAGUGUUUAUUACACAAUUACAGACUUGGAAACAGGGAAUUCAGACCUCACUUUGAUUAUCAUCAGGCAUGUGGAGGAUGGUAGCAGGCUCUCUCCUUUCACAGCUUAAAAGGAAAACUGCACACCCAAGACAGGCCAUUGUUACUGGACGACUUCUUACAUCUGAGCUCCAGCCUGUUGAAGUCUUAACAGAGAGGUAUAGACUGUAAAAACUGCUGGGAUGCCUGUGACUAAAUAAACACCAUAUGGCUUUGCUUUAAAAGAAUUAUACUGUGCAGUACAUUUGUUACACAUUGAACAACUCCACAAUAUAUAUUAAGAACCAAGAUACAGCCUUGUGCAAUGAUGUAUGUGUCAUAUACAUGGAAGGUGCUAGCAGAAGCCUUGUGCCCAUACACCUCCCUUCUCUAAAGCAACUGCUCCAUGUUCUAGUGAGCCAGAUACUCUUCAAGGUUGUUGCUCUGAAGGAUUACUUAAGAGUAAAAAGUGUGCAGCUCUCCAACAAAUGGCCACUCUCCUUUGAGAAAAUGGCUCUCCAUCUGCUUCUGCCAGGAUUUAGUCUCCUCUCCUCUUGCUUGUGCUAUUGCUGUCUGGCUGUGAAGCGCAGAAAUGAGUAAAUCAGCCCUUCUGGAACAGGAGAGAGUUCAAAGUCACUAUUGGAAUUGUUUCAGUGGACAGUUCCUCCAGCACACAUUGCUUUAACAAACAGCACCAGGGCCAUCUUGGUUUCGUUAAUCUGUAGUUUAUAAAGGAUUAAUACAUUGAAAUAGACUCCAACAGGUUGAUAACCUUCUACUGAUGUGCAUAAAGCCACUUAUAACACAUAUGCUCAUGUCUAUCAUCUAUUAACCCUUUAUAUAAAAAUUGGAACCAUAAUAUAAGGCAGGGGUCGGCGACCUUUCAGAAGCAGUGUGCCGAGUCUUCAUUUAUUCACUCUAAUUUAAGGUUUCGCGUGCCGGUAAUACAUUUUAAUGUUUUUUAGAAGGUCUCUCUCUAUAAGUCUAUAUAUUAUAUAACUAAACUAUUGUUGUAUUGUAAAAUAAACAAGGUUUUCAAAAUG